AAUGACAUGUUAUAGGUCAUUGGUCGUCAUAACCUAGAAAGUGUAGGGAAAAGGUAAACAAAACUUUAAUUAUGUUUGUUUAGGUAUUUUUUUGAAUUAUGACAUGAAUAAGAUUAUUUAUUAUGAUUUUGCGUAACUUUACUCGUGUGAGUCUCCUCCGGAGUUCCCAAUUUGGGUGGAAUAUUCCUUGGAUGAAUUACUAUGAAAGAAAAUUAUCAGUGCUAUGUGAUCACCUGAAUAUAAAUAAAACUAAAGCUGAAUAUUUAACCUUGAAACACCCUAUUAUAAAGAAAUUAACAGGUGACAAGAUGACUGAGCUGAUAAAGACUCUUCGUAAAUUGGGAUAUCCAAAAGAAACUUUGGUAGAGGAACCAUUGCUGUUUGGUAUGUUGCCUGUAACUAUCAAAUUUCGAUACGAAGUUCUACAUGAAUGUGGAUUUGAGAAUGUGUCUCCAAGGCACAUCACUUCAUAUUUACCACUAGUGAAACAAAAAACCAUUGGAGACCUAAAAAGUACUGGUGAAAUUUGUGAUAUUGUAAAUGUUGAAAACAGGCUUGCAAGUUACAUGUCACAAUGGCCGACGUCGCUCACUACACUUGUAUAUGGAGAUGUUAAUCUCAGUACACUGUAUUCAUUACGCCUUAAAAUUAUUCAAAGAUAUUUGGAGCUUGUAUUGGAUCUUACCACAGAGGAGUUUUACCGAGGAUUAGAAACAUAUCCCACAAUCAAACAUCGUCCAUUGGCAUCAAUAAAUGAAACUCUAACAAUUCUCCAAUCACAGAUUAAUAUACCCACCCAUAAAAUAAAAUCUAAUUUAUAUUUAAUACACGCUGAUCCUGAUAACUUGAAACAUAUUAUUUAUAACUUUCAAUCAAUUGGUGGAAUUGACAUAAAAGAAGUCAUUAGGAUGCAUCCAAAGAUAGCAACAAAAAGUUAUUCAACAUUACUGGAAAUAAGAAAGGUCUUUGAAAAAUAUAAUAUAAGCAAUGAAGCUCAGACAAAAUGCUUUGACAUAUAUACUCUAGGGCCAGACACAAUAGAAGACAGAUUAGAAAAAGCAAAAUCGAUUCCAGAGUUCAGAACUUUCUUCAAUCAUCCCCGGUUCUUAAAGAUGAUAUAUUACAAUAAUACUGCAAUGAGAAGACUUGCAAAAUUAUAUAGUAAUAAUAAAAAAUGUUUGAGCCUCAAUAUUCUGUCUGGCAGCUCGGCCCACUAUGAAACAUUUGAGAAGGCUCCUGGGGACAGACUUGGAAAAGGCAAAGACCUUUUAUUUUGUAUCUCACAGUCAUUGGGACAUGAGUACCGCAAAAUAGAUAUUCGUAAAAAUAUUAAAAGACAUCCAUAUUGGAUAAAUAUACCAUUAGUACAAGUCCAACAUGUAUACCAGCAACUUUCUCUUGAAUUUUCACCUAAUGAUAUUUACCAAAAUUGUACAAUUUUACUGUAUCCUUGGAGUAAAAUAAAAGAAACUCUGCAAAUAUUUAACAAAAAGCGAAAGGAAAUUCAUUCUCCACUUCAUCAUGAACAUGUAGAUCUUAACAAAUUAAAUAAAUCACAAAAGUUGAGUCUGGUACUAUAUUUGCUGGAAAAAAACCAUUACUUCACUGGUAAUGGAGUUUGGAUUGAAGAGAAAAAUAAAAAACCAGAUUUAAAGCAUUCACAAGAAUAUAUAGCCACAUCUGUAUGAUAAAUUACUAUUUAUUAGAAUAUCUCUGAAGAAUUAAAUAAAAUAUUCAUCAAAAUAGUU
Molecule: messenger RNA, 1748 nt
Organism: Pectinophora gossypiella (pink bollworm)
Lineage: Eukaryota; Metazoa; Arthropoda; Insecta; Lepidoptera; Gelechiidae
Product: transcription termination factor 5, mitochondrial-like
Exons: 1
Coding region: 123-1688 (521 amino acids)
Biological process (GO): regulation of DNA-templated transcription; termination of mitochondrial transcription
Cellular component (GO): mitochondrial matrix
Molecular function (GO): double-stranded DNA binding
Source: RefSeq, a predicted model, not a curated record